AUGUUUUAGUAGAAUCGAACGAAUAUUUUUUAGCAACCGUACAAGUUUAUCGCGAUUAUUUCUUUUGAUUUACAGUAAAGUACUUUUUCUGAUUGUGAGAAGCACUUUGUAAUUGUUCGUGUUCGUCAAGCGUGUUCUGCCAAUUUUAUAAAAUUACAUAGAGAACGCUGCGAUACUAUAAUCACACGCGUGGGAAAUUCGGAAAAUCUCCUAAAGAGUAAGCGCAAGCAGACAGCUUUAAUUGUCAUAAUUUGUAAUUAUCUUAAUCUCGUUACGGUGACAAAAAUAUUUUCUGCUUUUCAACCGAACAUAUUCUAUCUUUCCGUGAUUUCUAAUUAGUGCCGUCUCUUUCCCGAUAGGAUAAUUAACAAUAAUCCUCCCUCCUUCCUCUUUAUUCUCGUCACGGUACGGUCAACAACUAUAAUUCCUAAGCAGAAAAGGUGCAAACAGGAUAACGCUAGCGGUAUGAUGCGCUUCAAUAUACUAUACAACGCUUCGUCAUACACGUUGCUAUGUUGGUGAGAUAAGAUUACGCCAGUACACGACAGUUUCGUGUCUUGUGAAGAUGAAGCACAAUGCGUAUCAGACACAAAAUUACUAGACAGUAAUCCAUCAAUCGGUGAAAAUAGUUGAAUUUAACUCUCUACAUUUACAACGGUUCGUCAUGACGCGCGAAGUAGUUAGAACUUUGCUCAUCGCUCUCGUUCUCGAUGUAGUUGUAACCGACAUUUCGGUGCAUUCCGACGUUUGCCGAUCGUUGUGCGUGUGUGAUAUUUGGUACGGAUUGCAGCACGCCUCCUGCACCGGACACCAUCUUUAUAGCAUUCACACAGGUGUGCCGAGCAUUACGCAAGCUCUAGAUCUGUCAAAUAACUCAAUAUCCGUUUUAAAUAAUUACGAGCUAGCGGACGCAGAGUUGUCGAAUCUUAAAUAUCUCAAUCUUUCUGUGAAUUCAAUUAGCGAAAUUGGUCUAAAUGCGUUUAACGGAUUAUCGGAAUUGAAGGUUUUGGAUUUAUCACAAAAUCAUCUUUAUUAUCUCUUGUCAGAUAUUUUUAUGCCAGCAAAGAGUUUGCGAAUUCUCCGAUUGUCGAAAAACAAUUUCAAUUCGCACGUGCCGAAAUUGAAGUGCCCUUGGCUCACGGAUUUAACUUUGGACUCAUGUAAAAUUGGCCACGUCCCGGUGGAUACAUUCAUUGGACUCCCAAAUCUUCGUAACCUUGAUCUUUCAAAUAAUUUAAUGAUUCAAUUGGAAAGCUUUGUCUUGGAAUCAACAAAAUUAUUAAGAACAUUAUCAAUACAGGGAAAUCCCUGGUUGUGCGAUAAACUUAUGCAUGACUUGCAAAUGUAUCUAACUCAAAAAAGUAUACAAUAUGAUGCAGUAUGUACAACAAAUUCCGUAGAACCGAAAAAUGCAGAACCGAAAAAAUUUGAAAAAAUGAUUAUCUACAAUCCACGUAUAAAAUACGAGAAGCAUCGGCCUUCAAUUUCCAACAUAAAGAAAAACACGCCAAAAAAGACUCUUGUAUCUUCACCGGCAUACAACAAUACAAGUACUUGCGUUAAUGCAACGAGAAACGAGACAAGCUUCAAAAUAUUAAAUGCUAUAUCGCCGUACUACCUCUUCGCGACUGGAUUUUUACUCGGUAGUGCGUGCAGCAUAUUUAUAUGUUAUAUUUGGCUUUCAAGAAAGAUACUUUGUCGUCGCAGAUAUCGCGAGCGAAACGAUAUUCAAAGAGUUUCGUUACUACAGAAUCUGUGGCAAUUUGAAGAUGUUGAUUUCAAUGAAAUCACAUCUUGCCCUGAUACUCCACCGCCGCCGUAUCGCGAGGUUAUGCAGCGACCGGGACUUUAUCGUAAUCCAUCGGAUAUGACAAAUUUAAACAAUAAUAUUGCUACAACUAGUACGCAAUAUACUUAAGUUUUUAGUCCAAUUUAUCAUUGUGAUAUUAUCAAUUACAAUCAUUUUGAAUUUAAUGCACGGAUAAGUGUGAUAUUGACAGUAUCUCGCAUGUACUAUAUUGUAAAUACUUCACGAGUAAACUCUUCACGAGAGAGCGAUAUGUAAAGCAUGACUUCAUGCUAUGAGAUAAAAAAUUAAGUCUUCUUUUUCUAAAGGCUAAACUAACUUUAUAUUUUAUAAUUUAUUUAUCAGAACGCAAACUAUGUGCGCGUAGACAAAAAUUGUCAAACCGUGAUCUUUUAGCAAUUACACAAUAAAUAUUGGAAUAGAAGA
This is a messenger RNA of Linepithema humile (Argentine ant), 2233 nucleotides long. RefSeq names its product amphoterin-induced protein 2-like. The record is from RefSeq and is a predicted model, not a curated record. Gene Ontology annotation, cellular component: extracellular matrix. Lineage: Eukaryota; Metazoa; Arthropoda; Insecta; Hymenoptera; Formicidae. Gene Ontology annotation, molecular function: protein binding.